GUCGGGUCUACUAACCUAACCCGGUGGCCCGCGGGUCAGUUCACUCCGAUCUGGGAUCGCGGCCGCCAGGUCUCCGAAAGGUCAAAAAUCCGAAACCGUCGUCGUCUUCGUCUUCGUCGCCGUCGUCUCAAUUGUCGUCACAUUUCGCGCGUGGGAAUUAUAAUUGUUGUAGUAUUCGAUUUUAUUUGUUUUUUAAGUUUUCCCUUCCGGCAAAUAAUAAUCCGUAGAAAAAAAUCACACGGCACCAAGUUCGUCGUUCUCAUACGCGAAGUUUUUUUUUUUUUUUUUGUACAGUGCACGCAAACAUUUUUAUUUUCCUCAGACUUGUGUUUUUUUCGCCGGCGAACCGAUAGAAAAAAUUCCCGUUGACCCACGGAACGUUGUGCGCCGGUCGAUCGUCGGUACGCACGAGCCGGCACGUGCAGCACUGCCGCAAAGUCGGAACCCAGGCCCGACGGUUUCAGCGGAAGCUCAGGUCCACGCCGGCAAGCAACAUUAUUAUUCCGCAUAACGGCCUCGCGGUGUGUCGCGCGGCGGUAGGCGGACUAUGCACAGUGUCCGGAGGCGGCGGCCCCGGCAUGACCGGCCCCGGCGGCCCUAUCGGUGGUUCGGCCGCGCCGCCGUCGCUCCAGGGGCCGCCGCACGGCGUGCCACCGGACCCGUUGUCCGGCGGCGGUGGUGGUGGACACCAUCAUGAUCUCGGUGGGUUCACCCGAAGUAUGGCGUUGGUGACACCGGUGUGGCGCGACCCACCCGGCGGUGGCCACCACAUGGAAGAGCCCCAGCAGAGCACUACACCCGGCACGGCCAGCUCGCAGUCCAGCGGCACAUUGGUCACCCUCGGCGGACAGUGCGACAAGAACGGACAGCACGUCGAGUGCGUGGUGUGCGGUGACAAGAGCAGCGGCAAGCACUACGGACAGUUCACCUGCGAAGGCUGUAAAAGUUUUUUCAAGAGAAGCGUCCGUCGGAAUCUCACGUAUUCUUGUAGGGGCAGCCGGAACUGUCCUAUCGACCAACACCACCGGAACCAAUGUCAGUACUGUCGGCUGAAAAAGUGCCUGAAAAUGGGCAUGCGCAGAGAAGCCGUGCAGAGAGGUCGAGUUCCGGCCAGCCAGCCUCUCGGGCUCACGGCAGUACCCGGUCAGUUGUGCUUGACCAACGGUGACGCAGCUGCGGCCGCGGCGGCCGCUGUGGGUGCCGUCGGCCUGAACGGCCACUCGUACCUGUCGUCUUAUAUAUCGCUUCUGUUGCGUGCCGAACCGUACCCGACUUCCAGGUACGGCCAGUGCAUGCAACCCAACAACAUCAUGGGCAUAGACAACAUAUGCGAACUGGCCGCCAGGCUUUUGUUCAGCGCCGUCGAGUGGGCCCGGAACAUACCCUUCUUUCCCGACUUACAGGUGACCGACCAGGUGGCUCUGUUAAGGCUCGUUUGGAGUGAACUUUUUGUGCUGAACGCAUCCCAGUGUUCUAUGCCUCUACACGUAGCCCCUCUGUUGGCCGCCGCCGGGCUGCACGCGUCACCGAUGGCCGCGGACCGUGUGGUCGCCUUCAUGGACCACAUACGCAUAUUCCAGGAACAGGUGGAGAAACUCAAAGCCCUGCAUGUUGACGCAGCCGAGUACAGUUGCCUGAAAGCAAUCGUCCUGUUCACCACCGAUGCUUGCGGAUUGUCGGACGUGGCGCACAUUGAGUCGCUGCAGGAGAAGUCGCAGUGCGCCUUGGAGGAGUACUGCCGGACGCAGUAUCCCAACCAGCCAAUCCGGUUCGGCAAACUACUGCUCAGGCUACCGUCAUUACGCACGGUCAGUUCGCAAGUAAUCGAGCAACUGUUCUUCGUGCGGCUGGUGGGCAAGACACCCAUCGAGACGCUCAUCCGGGACAUGUUGUUGAGUGGCAGCAGCUUCAGCUGGCCGUACAUAAACUCCAUGUGACACUCCGUUUGGAGGCAGAUGACAGGGACGCCUGCCUCGUUGUGAUACCCCGCGCGCGCGUGCACUCUCUAACAUUCUGUUUGUCUUCGCACACUCACACACAGAAAAACACAUACAAACACACACACACACACACGCGCAUACACACACACGCAUACAUAAAAACACAC
This is a messenger RNA of Sipha flava (yellow sugarcane aphid), 2107 nucleotides long. RefSeq names its product nuclear receptor subfamily 2 group F member 1-A (gene svp). Gene Ontology annotation, molecular function: nuclear receptor activity; zinc ion binding; RNA polymerase II cis-regulatory region sequence-specific DNA binding. The transcript has 5 exons. Gene Ontology annotation, biological process: cell differentiation; anatomical structure development; regulation of transcription by RNA polymerase II. The record is from RefSeq and is a predicted model, not a curated record. NCBI's taxonomy places the organism in Eukaryota, Metazoa, Arthropoda, Insecta, Hemiptera, Aphididae. The coding region runs from base 579 to 1937 and encodes 452 amino acids.